GCAGCCGCUUCCUUCCCCCAUACAGAGUAGCCGAAUGUUACCACCUUAGAAAGGCUCAUUGACGUCUCCAAAACAUCUUACCUAGAACCAAACUGCACUUGUAAUCUUUCUUCCUUGUUUUUGCUGCCAUCUUAUUUUGGCAUUGUCUGUAUAUAUAAAAGAAAGAAUUGUUUUUUAUUUUAUUUUUCAAACAAGUGGUUUCUUUCUACCAUCCUUCUAAAAUCAUACAGUUUUGUCUUUUUUUCCUCGCUUCUUUUUGUGUGAACACGUUUCAUUUCAUCCUAUUUCGUUCAAUUUUUUAAUUUGAACAUUUUCCUUCCGUUUUUCUCUUUCUCUAUUUUGUUUCUUCCUUUUCAAACAGAAAAAUACAUCAUCGUGCUUCAACGUUAGGUCUCUUGUUGCUUGUUCUUUUCUUGUUGUCGUUGUCAUUGUCAUUGUCAUUCCUCAUUGAUUCCAAUUCCAUCAAUAAAAAUUUAAAAAAAAAAACUGUUAAGCUAUCCUCCUUUUUUCUCCCGCUUCUACUACGAUUUUGACGACGACUUUUCGACAUUCUUUCCUCACCGUCGCCCGUCGCCGUCUAUUCCUUCAUUGACGUAGAAAACAAAAAAAAAAAAGGGAAAAAGGGGAAGAACGUUUUACUCUUUAUUAUUUUUCUUUAGAAAACAUCUCCUUUCAUCUUCUCUGUCUCUCUCUCCUCGUGGUCAAUUGAAUCCAACGUUUUAUUCUUGAUUUCAUUGCCCUUUUCCAAGCGGAAUCGUUUUUCUUGGUAUCUUUUUAUUUACUCUCUUUUACUGCCUUUCUUGGCUAUCUUCUUUAUAAAGAAAAAGUUUGGCCCUUUCUCUGUUUCUGUUUUUAUCUCUGUCUCUCUUCUUUUCUUUCCGUCUAGGCCAACUUGUACUCCUUUUUCUUUCGUUUUCAUUGUCUUCCCAUUUUUAGUACUCCUUUCCAGUACUCACCCCUUUUUCUUUUUUACUCUCUUCCAUUAGACACUUUUAACCUCCUUCGCCAUACAUUUGGCUCUUAUGGACACAGUUUUUGUACCCAAUCCAAAGUUGAAUUCGUUUUCUCCUUCAGAUCGUCAACUCUCCAUCAUGGAAUCAUGGAACCCUGUUUCCUCUUUCGCUUCCCCUUCCACCUCCUCUUCUCAUCCUUUGCCUUCUGAUUCUCAACCCUCCGCUCAAAUGGAUACUUCUUCUCCCCGCUUUUCUGCCUUUCCAAACCAAAAAAGCCCUUCUCUCGUUCCAGGUCCAUCUUCUAUAUCUCCCUUUACCUCGGCUUCAUCCAAUUCCUAUUCUGGGUUUCCCUCACAGGCUUUUCCCAAUCCAUCCUUAUUGGAAAAUCCUGUUUCCCGUUUUCAUGAUUCUUCUCCUCCUUCAUCCUCGUCUUCCCUUUCUUCCCCUAAUCAGCGAGGUCUCUACAAUCACUCCUCUCAACUACUCUCAGAUGACUUGUCUUUUGAUCCGAAAGGUUCCAUUCCUCCCAACGAGCUCCUUUCCUCUACAUGGUCAAAAGGUCCUUCCCCUAAUUUUUCUCCUUCACAAGAUCGUUAUACUUCUCAGGCUCCCACUUCUCUUUCUAAAGGUCAACUCACUAACCCCUCGGCUUUGGCCAAUCCGUUGCGUGCUUCCCCGAAUAAUCCUGAAAAGUGGAAUCGUUUGUCUUUUUCGGAAUCUCUUAGCCCUAGUCUUUCCGGCCAAACUCAAUUGUUUGCUCUUCAGCAACAACAACAACAACAGCAGGCCGCUUCUGUUCAAAAUUCUACUCCAUUUCCCAUGCAGUCGGUCCGCCCUAGUACCGGUGAUGUUUAUUCCAGCUUGUCCACUGGCCUCUCUGCCCGCCGUCCAAGUCUAAACACUGAUAAUCACGGACGCCCCAUACCCGCCACUACUCUUCGUCUUCCUGGUAGGUCAUCUUUGAACGGUGGUUCUCAGGCUUCUCCAAAUUUGCAGAAUGUUGCCUUAAACCUUUCCCCUCGUCACCCCGUGGCUCAGGCUCCUUUGUCUGCGGAUCCUACGUUUUCCUCUUUUGACUUUCUUAGUGACAAUUCCAUAUGGUCCAAAGCCUCUGCUUCUCCCACAACCAAGUAUAAUUUAUCCAGUACUGCUGCUCCUUCUCAAGCUUCGGAUCCUAUUGUUCCGUUGUCUUCCUCCCGAUUAUCUGGACAAGCGAAUAACGUACAGAAUUUGGUAUCAGAUCGAUUGGAUCUUGCCAAUACCAAUGGAUUCACUCCCAGAGCUUCUCGUUCUUGGGCCCGUCACUCUGCCUCAGGCACUUCUCGCUCAUCUCUUUUCUCACCAACUACUGGGCGUGUUUCAGCCAAUUUAGAAAAUAAUCUGGCUCAGUUAUCUCUUAAACAGAGAAGCAACAGCGCCAGUUUUCCUUCUAUCAAUACUGCAAAUUCUCCCAUUGUCCCUGAGGAUUUGGUCAGUGGCGGUAACUCCUUUGAAGAGAUGGCAAGUCCGAAUGACUUGGCUGAGGAUCGUUUUGCAUGGCCCAGAGGACAAAGACGCUCUUCAAUUACCGAUCCUAAGAAUUAUCGACUCGUUCCUCCUCCUCUACGCUCUUCUUUUGAUGUAUCUACAAAUCCCAUCUCUAUGCGUCCUACCUUAUUGUCGUCAAAUCGAGUUCCAUCUUCUGCGCCUCCCCAGACUUUGCAUUUUGCAAAUGUCCCUCCACUAUCAGCUCCUUUGUCUGACGUCUUGGAAACGGACGUUGAUGCUCCUUCUGCUAUGGCUCAAGCAAACGCUUCAGCCUCUAAUUUACUUUUGGUCGAGUUCAAAGCUGGUCGCACUGAUGUGUUUGUCGCCGAUGCAGGUCAUUUGACUGGCGUCAAACUUAGUAGUUAUGUUAUUGUAGAGGCAGAUCGAGGUCAAGAUCUCGGACGAGUAAUCGCGAAAGAUUUAUCUCUUGUUGAAGCAGCGGCGCGAUUAGCAAGUUUGAAAGAGGAACAACUAGCCGCCCUACAAGCAGCCGAAGGCAAUAACGGCUUUGGUGCUAAGAGUGAUAACAGUGUAUCUGUUACAGCCACGGGCUUGCAUCCAAAGCAUAUUUACCGUUUAGCAGAAUCCCGAGAAGUAGAUGAACUUGCUUCUAAAUACCAGGACGAAUCGCAAGCAUUGUUGGUUUGUCAAGCUAAGGUACGACAAAGAAAGCUUCCUAUGGAAGUUUUAGAUGGGGAAUAUCAGUGGGAUCGAAAGAAGCUUACAUUCUACUAUCACGCGAAACAACGCAUUGAUUUUCGCGAACUCGUUCGUGAUUUAUUCAAAGUUUAUAAAACACGUAUAUGGAUGUGUGCUGUUACAGAAAGUAAUAUCCCUCCUAAUGACUCCGCCGGGGCAAGUUGGUAAUUUGCUAGAAACCAUCGUUGUGACCUUGACCCUUCUUGUGAUUGAGAUUGUUUGAAAGAGAUUAUAUCUAAUGACUUUUACUAAGUCUGAUAAAUCUAUGUUCUUAAAAAUAAAUAGAAUCUUUUUUGGACUUACGAAUGCCAAAUAUGUUUCAACGAUCAUGCGAACAGCGAGAUUUUUUGCUGUUGCUUUACUAUUUUAAUGAUGACUGCGAGUUUAUGAAUAAUUGCCUCCUCUUUUUUCUCUGAUUUUGAAGUUUAUCGCUGUUAAGCUCGGAAUUUUUUUUUUUCUCCAUAUAAUGGAACAAGAAGACUGAUCGUUUACGAGGGAUGUGAAUGAUAAAUUAGAAGAUGACUUUUUUUUUAUGAUUAUAUUUUUAAUUCGCCAAUGCCUUCUCUUCUCUUAUGCUUUUCUGCGUGGUGCCUAUAUAAGAGCUAAUCAGUUAAUUACUUUGCAUACUCUCCCCGUACUUACUAGAACUAAAAUGUUACCUUCUUGAUUCAAGGAUUUUUUGCAUUUUCCUGCUUUAUGAUUGAGUUUUGAAUGACUUACGGACGAAAAGUCUAUAUAUACAUUAUAGAGCUUUAUAGACAUAUGAAAUUUAUAGACUUCUGGAUACGUAUUUUCUUGUCUCCUUUUUGAGUUAUUAUUAAAAAAUAUGAUGACUAAUUGCACGCUUGAAAGCUGAGUUUUGUUAAUUGUAAGAUUGAACCGUACUGUUUUAGGAAAUGAUGUGG
Schizosaccharomyces octosporus yFS286 is the source of this 4084-nucleotide messenger RNA. Its product is annotated as PSP1 family protein. The transcript has a single exon. Lineage: Eukaryota; Fungi; Ascomycota; Schizosaccharomycetes; Schizosaccharomycetales; Schizosaccharomycetaceae. The record is from RefSeq and is a predicted model, not a curated record. Gene Ontology annotation, cellular component: cytoplasm. The coding region runs from base 1023 to 3347 and encodes 774 amino acids.